This is a messenger RNA of Neopelma chrysocephalum (saffron-crested tyrant-manakin), 659 nucleotides long. RefSeq names its product avidin-like. Bases 79 to 528 code for a protein of 149 amino acids. The record is from RefSeq and is a predicted model, not a curated record. Lineage: Eukaryota; Metazoa; Chordata; Aves; Passeriformes; Pipridae. The transcript has 4 exons. Gene Ontology annotation, molecular function: biotin binding.
GGAGAAGGAGCAGGAGCAUUGGCAGAGUCCUGCAAGGAGCACAUCCCCAGGUACAUCAGCUGUCUGCCUGCUGCAGAGAUGGUGCAAGUAACUCCAUAUCUCCUGCUGCUCAUCCUGGCCCUGGGGGCUCACAGCCUCCCUCCAAAAAAGUGCAACCUGAUCGGGCACUGGGUCAAUGACCUGGGCUCCACCAUGAAAAUCUUGGCUGUGAAUGGAGACGGUGUCUUCUCUGGCUCCUACCUCACGGCUGUGUCAGCCACCACGAACGAGAUCAAGGUGUCACCACUACAAGGGUCUCUGCAACGCAGAAACCACAAGGGUCAGCCCACCUUUGGCUUCACUGUCAACUGGAGCUUUUCAGACACAAUCACCGUUUUCACGGGACAAUGCUUUGUGGACAAGGAUGGAAAUGAGACUUUGAGGACCAUGUGGCUUCUGCGGUCACACGUGGAUGACAUUGAAGAUGACUGGAAAGCCACCAUGGUCGGCACCAACAUCUUCACCCGUGUGCAGUCGCAGAGGGAGUGACAAGGGCAGCAGGGGCAUUCCCAGGCCAGCAGCAACACUGGGGGGGGGAAGCCCCCACUCCUGCCCCACCACUUCUUUCUCCCAAUAAAGCUUUGUUGCAAACCCCCACUGUCUCCUGUCAUGAUGUUGAA